UCAUCAUUCGCUGCUCGUGCAGUGAGGACGUCUGCUCGCUCUUCAAAUAGUAAAACCGUUGUCUAGUGCUUCACAUUUCCAUAAAGUGUUCUCGGUACUCGUGAGUUGUGAUUCUCAUUAAUCUGAACGCGAGGGAAACUAUAAACUUUUAAGUCUGCGUAUACCUCACGCACUUCAAUAAUUAAUUGCAAUCUGCAUAGAAGUCGCUAAUUGAGGAUCAGCGGAAACGUCGAUCGGCACGCACCAAAAUGGCAAACACAAUCCAACGAUCUAUAGCUUUGCUAUUCCUAACACUAAUUGGUCUGGUUCUACAAAUUGAAGCAUCGCCAGUCACUAAUGAUCAGCUCGACGAGUCGAUAAAGUAUCUGAUCCGAAUGUACCACCAGCUGGACAAUAAACUGGAACGUCACGAGCAUCGCGAACGUGCUGCCGCUGAGAUCAUGAAGAAGGCGAUGCAGGUGCUCCAAAAGGGUCAAAAGAACAUGGAGCCGAUCAACGGCAUCUUUGGGCGACUCGACGAACGUGUCAGUCAAAUAGAAACAAUGUUGAUUACACAAGAGGAGAAAUCCAAUACGCAGUCGGAGAAAUUCAAUCAGGCCAUCGAUCACAUGUUCAAAUGGAUGCGAGAGAACGACGAAUGCUUCAAGCGUCCGCCAGUUGCUCCAGUCGCAGCUGCUCCAGCUUUACCCAAUGCCUUUGUGAGCGAAAAGCAGCAGAUCAACAAACAGUUGCUGGAGGAGCUGAAGAAACUCUCGAGCUCGGUGACAGAUUUGCUGAGCAGCAGCAAAGAGGCAGCCAAGCAGACAGCAAGCAACUUUGAACACAUGCCACGCACAGACGAAUUGUUGCAGCAAAUCGAAGCGAAGUUGCAACAACACACAGCAGUUGCUGUGACCACGGUGUCGCCUCCGAAGAACGAUGAAUUCGAACAGCAAUUGUUGGAGCGUCUCGGUGCCUUGAGCAGCGAUGUGGCGCAGUUGCGAAGCGUUCCCGUGACGACGCCAGCGCCUCAGGUGGCCAAGGGACUCAAUGAGCAGGACAAGGCGUACAUCCAAGAGCUGAACAAUGAGACACUCAAUGCGUUGGCAGCGUUGAAAACUGAAGCGCAGUCUGCACAGCAAGCAGCUUUGCGUCAGGCCACCGAGCAGCUGCAGCAAACAGAGGCCAACAUCCAAGGCGAACUCAAGCAGCUGACCACAGAUGUGGGUCAACUGCAGCAGUUCAAUAAACAGAUCAAUGCCAGUCAUAAUAAACUCAAUGAUGGCUUCGAUGCGCUGGGCAAAUUCAACAGCAUUAUGAUGACAAAUUCCGAGGUGGUGCUCGAUACGCAGCGCAAAGUGGAGUUUGGCACACUGCAGAUUGUGCAGAAGGUGAGUCUGCUCGUCGAGCAGCAGCUGGCGGAGUUGACAACACUGGUGAAGUCACGUUUUGCUGAACUGGAUGCCAGUGUGGUGAACACACAGCAGGAGGCGAAUCGCAACAUCAGUGGACAGUUGGACACGGCGCUCACUCAGGUCUGGCAUCGCAUUGAGAUCAUGAAUGGAGAGCUGGGCAAGAGUCGGGAGCUGUUGAUGUUGAUGCAGUCUGGCCAUGAUGGCUAUGUGAACAGCACGUUUGCCACGAUGAUGGGACUGAGUGCCAAGGUGGAGGAGACAAAGAAGCACAUGAUUGAUAUGGACGAUAAUCUCAACUAUUUGCUGGGCAAGCUGUCGUUGAUGUCCAGCGAGUUUGCCAACAUCAAGAAGGGUUUGGCCGACUCGUUGAUGGAUCUGCGCAACUCCUUCCAGAUGAUACACGAGCGCAUGCCCAGCAACUCGGGUUCGCAGCAGAAGAAUCAGUAUCUGACCGAUGUGAAUCUGCUGUCCAAGCGCCAUGUGCAGCAAUGAGAGAGAGAGAGAGAGAGCGUUCACUUCACCCAAAAAAUACAUAAAAUAUAAAUAUAAAUACAAUAAAAAUAGCUAACACUAGCGUCUAAGCGAAUCGAACUUACCCUCAAAUAUUUAUGCUUAACAACAACAAACUUACAAAUCCAUUUUGUUUGUGAAUCUCCUUGGCAAAAUACAGCAAAUAUUUCGUUUAUGAACAAA
Drosophila nasuta is the source of this 2087-nucleotide messenger RNA. RefSeq lists its product as uncharacterized. Bases 249 to 1886 code for a protein of 545 amino acids. NCBI's taxonomy places the organism in Eukaryota, Metazoa, Arthropoda, Insecta, Diptera, Drosophilidae. Gene Ontology annotation, cellular component: plasma membrane. The transcript has 5 exons. The record is from RefSeq and is a predicted model, not a curated record.